GCCCAAACUUUCAAGAAAAAAAAAGCAAAAAGAUGAAUAUUAAAAAAAGAAUAGCUAUAAAAUUUCUUCUUGUUGUUUUACUGUGCAUGGAAUGUUGUGAUUUCCGGUUUGUUUCAGGCGAAGUAAGGUGCGUGGAGAGGGAGAGAGAAGCUCUGGUGAGGUUCAAGAAAGGUGUUAUAGAUGAGAGAGGUAUUCUCUCAUCGUGGGGAAGUGAAGACAGCAGGAAGGAUUGCUGCAAAUGGAAGGGUGUUGUAUGUACCAACACCAACACCAACACCACCUCUGCUCAUGUGAUCGCUCUACUACUUGGUUAUGACUACAAAUAUUAUCGUUACACCAAACCUUUGAGAGGUAAAAUUAGUGAUGCCUUGCUGGAAUUGCGUCAUUUAACUAAGUUGGAUUUGAGCAUGAAUGAUUUUGAUGAUCAGUACCCACAAUUUAUGGGUUCCAUGAAACAGUUAGAGCACUUGAAUCUUCGUGGAUGCAACCUUCAUGGGACUCUUCUUCCUCAACUAGGAAACCUGACCAACCUGAGGACACUUUAUCUCUGGGGUGAUUAUAAUUUAAGGUCUGAGAAUCUUGAUUGGCUUUCUCAUCUCUCUUUUCUGCAUCGACUCGAUCGAGCUUCAUUGACUUAAGUCAUACGAGUUGGCUACAACAAAUACUAAAGCUUCGUUCAUUGCAAGAAUUGCACUUAGCUUUCUCCAACAUUGGAGCUGCUAUACCAGCUAGACCACCCUCUGCUAAUUCUUCAUUUGCAUCUCUUUCCAUCCUUGAUUUGUCAUUUAACGAGUUCGUGUCUUUCAACCUUGACUGUUUAUUUAACACAAGCACGAGCCUUUCUAAAUUAUACACUCUAGAGAAUAAAUUAGAUGGCCAAAUCCCUCAUGUGUUUGGGAGACCUUGAGGAUCUUGAUCUUUCUAGCAACAUGCUUGAAGGUGGCAUAUCUGAAUCAUUGAGGAAUUUGAGUCAUUUGCAAGCCUUAGACUUGUCCAGUAAUAACUUUAGUGGAGAUCUUGAGGACUUUUUAUUUGGGAAUCUAUCUACUAAAGCAAACAUGUCAAUGGGAAGUUGGAGAUUGAAGAAAUUUUCAGCAUUGAAAAAACUCAAUGUAGGAAGCAACAAGUUUGUAGGAUUAAUGCCUCAAAGUCUUAGCCAGCAUUCAGUUCUUGAAGAAGUUGAUGUAUCUUUUAACUCAUUGCAAGGUAUCAUCUCUGAGGCCUACUUCACGAUACUUCACAACUUAAAGGUGCUUGCCUUGUCCUUCAAUUCGCUGAGUUUGCAAAUCGUCCAGGACUGGAGUCCGCCUUUUCAGUUGGAUGUUAUCAGGUUAGCAGGAUGCAACAUGAACCCUCAUUUCCCCCAAUGGGUUCAAACUCAGAGGAACGUUCGUUUCCUUGAUCUUUCUUAUGCCCAUAUAUCAGAUGAAGUACCUAGAUGGCUGUGGAGUUUGUCUGCACUUUUGAGUUUAAAUAUAUCUCAUAAUCAUAUUAGUGGGACUAUCCCUCAUCUCCUGCCCACUUCCAUCGAAUAUUUAGAUGUCAGCUCUAACAACCUUUCUUGGCCUCUACCAUUGCUUCAACAAGACAUGUUGACUGUUCAGUUGAGUCAAAACAUGUUUUCAGGAUCAGUUUCAUCUAUAUGCUCAACAUUGCUUGUGGAAAUGAGGAUCCUUGACCUCUCCAACAACCAAUUGGAUGGAGAGAUACCAAAUUGUUGGGAGAAAAUAAGUAACUUGGAAUAUCUUAAUAUAGGUAACAACAGUUUUUCUGGUGAAGUUCCACGUACUUUGGGCAACAUGUCAAUGCUAAACUCUUUGAACUUGCAUGCCAAUAAUCUGUCUGGCGAGUUGCCUUCUACUUUAAGCAAGUGUGGAGAAUUGAUGUUCAUUGAUGUCGGAGGGAACAAGUUAACAGGAAAUAUCCCUGCAUGGAUAGGUGCAUAUAAGAACUUGGUAUAUGUAAUCCUUAGACGCAAUAGAUUUUAUGGCAGCAUCCCGCUAGAAAUCUGCAGUAUUACUCACAUCCAAGUGUUGGACCUCUCCAGAAACAAUAUAUCAGGAGAAAUUCCUCACUGCUUCAACAUAUUUACCUCACUGAGCAAGAAGAAUACAACUGUGCUCGGAGUUGCCAUCACCUUCUACCCUACACUAUACGAGCCUCUGAAAGUGUUCGAGUAUGCAUUUGUUGAGUGGAAAGGUGGGGAAUUUGAAUAUCGGAAGAUUCUUCAACAUCUCAAACUCAUUGAUCUGUCCAACAAUAGAUUAGUAGGGAGUAUUCCUAGAUCAUUUUCCAGUAUGAGGGCAUUAAUUUCCUUGAACCUAUCAAGAAAUAUGUUGACAGGGACCAUAGUUUCAGAUAUUGGUGAAAUGGAGAUGCUAGAAGUGCUUGAUCUGUCUAGGAACCAACUCUCUGGUCACAUUCCCAAUAGCUUAGCAAAACUAAAAUUUAUGGCUGUUCUUGAUCUGGCAAAUAAUAGUUUGUGGGGCAGAAUUCCAGCUAGUACUCAACUACAGAGUUUCAAUGCAUCUGCUUAUGCCGGGAACGAUGGACUUUGUGGACUCCCUCUCAAGUUAUGCCCAGGAGAUCAUCCACUCAUCACUUAUCAAGGAAAAAACAUCUAGAAAGAUGGCAGCAUUGUGAGCCAAGAAUUUGGCAUAUCAAUGGCCUUGGGUUUUAUUAUUGGAUUUUUGGGAGUUGUUGCUGUUGAAGGGAUCAUGGGGAGCCGGAGAAGCAUAUUUUUACUUGUUGUGCAGAUAUUUUGAUUAAAAUAUCUCAAGACUGCCAGCAAAACAAGUAAGAACAUAUCCGAAACUUCUGAGUUAGUUUCAACGUUAGGCUAGCAUGUUGCAGUAUAUUCUCUCUGUUUUUGUUUUUAUGAAUGAACUGGUGAAAUAAAUCCUUAGUGAUACUAGUGUGACUUCACAUAAGAUGAUGAACUUAUUGUAUUAUGUAUUUGUGUUGUUUCUUUCGGUAUGAACUAGUUAAAUAAAUCCUUAGUGAUACUAGGGA
Salvia splendens (bonfire salvia) is the source of this 3012-nucleotide messenger RNA. RefSeq names its product receptor-like protein EIX2. The transcript has 2 exons. Lineage: Eukaryota; Viridiplantae; Streptophyta; Magnoliopsida; Lamiales; Lamiaceae. The record is from RefSeq and is a predicted model, not a curated record. Gene Ontology annotation, molecular function: protein binding. The coding region runs from base 873 to 2624 and encodes 583 amino acids.